AUGAGCAAGGAGCAGAGCAUGUCGCAAAUGCAAAAGGUCGCGAACGCCGAGUACUUCAAGGACGGCGGCGGACCUCUCUUUCCAGGCACCUUCGUCUCCUUGCCCCUGUCACGAUACCCGCGAAGCCCGUCCGAAUUCGCCCAAUACCAAUGGAGUCGCAUGCGCCACUGGCUCGUCGGCGCCGUCUCGAUCCUCAACUUCAAACUCAAGUCCAUGCCGAACUGGACAACGCGGCCGAAGUGGAAGGCCAGGCGCGGAAAGAUUGCGCCGACGGCCAAGGCCAUGUAUCGAGAGAUGCUGGAGGCCUUUGCCGCGGGAGACAAGGCAACACUGCAGAGGAUAUGCUUGAACGAGUUUGCGAAGAAGCUGGUCGCCGCCGUCGACCGGAGAGACCCCAAGGAGCGGGUCCGGUUCGAGCUCGUCAAGUACAACAACCCCCUCUUCUUCCCUCGCCUCCUGUCGCACCAGAUCCACCAGGUCAACCCGUUCGACAAGGUGCUGGUGACUGAGCAGGCCGUCGUCGCCAUCAACUCGACACAGCAGGCAUCCAGACAGAACAUCGCUACCGGCGAGACGGUGCCGGGGAGCGUGAAGCUCCAGGACAAGAUCGAGUACGUUGUCCUGUCGCGACAGGCCAACCAAAAGACUUUCGAAACCGGGCCGUGGCGGAUAUGGGGCACGACGUCGGCUACGACUCUGGCCAGCUACCUAGAAGAAAAGGCUGUCAUUGACCGGGAGCAGGCAAAGCGGGCAGGGUGGGACGAGACCGCAACGAAAUAA
Molecule: messenger RNA, 780 nt
Organism: Purpureocillium lilacinum
Lineage: Eukaryota; Fungi; Ascomycota; Sordariomycetes; Hypocreales; Ophiocordycipitaceae
Cellular component (GO): mitochondrion
Source: RefSeq, a predicted model, not a curated record